Messenger RNA from Lactuca virosa, 915 nucleotides. The record is from the annotation of a GenBank genome assembly. NCBI's taxonomy places the organism in Eukaryota, Viridiplantae, Streptophyta, Magnoliopsida, Asterales, Asteraceae.
AUGUAUGUAGACCAAUUUGGGAAUAGUAACAUACAGGAAUGGUUAGAUGAACACAAAGACGAGUUUUUUGGUAACGUACAGGAAGAAGUACUUGAUGGUGCAGGACUGGUUAAUGAAGUUGCAACAGGGCAUCAGGAUGUGGGUGACACAAACGAUGACGAAGCGAAUGGCGGCGAUGAUGACGACGAAAAUGAGGAUGUCGAUGACGAUGAGGAUGACCAUCAGAAGCCUCAUUUUUUUUAUAAAGGGCAUUGGCAGGUCAUAUCUUGUGGGGGGAUGAAGUUUGAGGCAAGGAAAAUAGACGAGGCGUUUACUGUUGAUGUUGAAAAAAAGGAAUGCAGCUGCAGGCUAUGGCAACUUAAUGGAUAUGGCUGCCCAAUCCAUGGUAUGAAUGGGAAAAAUUUGUGGCCUUCUACUGACUUGAUACCCCCUUUGCCUCCAUUGAAAAGACGUAUGCCAGGCAGGCCAACAAUAAAGAGAAGAAGAGAUGCUUCUGAACGGAUGGGAAAACACUCUGUCUCCAAGGCAGGGAAGAAAGUUUCUUGUAGUAUAUGUAAGGAGAAAGGACACAACAAGGCAACUUGUAGUAAAGGUAUAGGGACAUCCAAACAAAAUGGAACAAAGAAACAAAAAACUAUACCUGCGCAGGAGUCUGUAAACGUUGCCACAGGGGUUGGGGAUGAUGAGGUAAUGGUAGAUGCUAGUGAUGCUUUGGAGAGGACUGGUAAGGAAGAGCAGAUGGUGGGAGUCAAUGGACGGGAGGAAGGGGUGAAGAUCAAUGCUCGUGUUCAUCAAGUCAAGCAUGUUAAACCGCCUACCAAACGAAAGAAGUCAGAAAGAAUCAUUAAAAUGAAGCUUGCCAAAAAUGUGGGAGGUGAAGGUAGCAGUCUUGCAACGGCCAUGGAGUUGGAUUAG